Messenger RNA from Phytophthora infestans T30-4, 3729 nucleotides. RefSeq lists its product as uncharacterized. Lineage: Eukaryota; Oomycota; Peronosporomycetes; Peronosporales; Peronosporaceae. Bases 1 to 3729 code for a protein of 1242 amino acids. The transcript is spliced from 6 exons. The record is from RefSeq and is a predicted model, not a curated record.
AUGUCCACCAGCUGCUUCCACGCGACGCAGAACAAGAACAAGACGUGGCUCUUUCUCCCUGGCUCUGACGAGCGGUCCAAAGCAAGCAAAGGAGCGGGUAAAACGAGCAUCACUGGCAUCGACAGGCCGUCUCGGAGAGUGGAUGUACUGGACUUGGAGCGGUGUUUUGAUACUGCCAUCCAGUUUGCCAGCAAGAACAAGCACAUGGACGUUGCUUGUGAAGAAAAAUUGUCCAUGCUUGACCAAGAUUUCAUGGCUACGUAUGCUCGAGUCUCGCAGCGAUACGGCUCAAGAUUGUCUAGUGAAGGCUCUAGUGACAGUCACAAAAUACUGACCAAAUUACUAUUUGAGCAGAAAUGGUCCGAUGUGGUCUUGGGCGAAUUGGAGUCGAUGCUUAUGGUCUCGUUCCUCGAGCAGGGCUUGCACGACCUCAUUCAAGAGAAGGAGGGGGUGGAACAUCUUCGUGAACAAGUGCAAAAAACGAACGAGUCGCAUCAGCGAGACGCUCAAAGUAUGAAGGAGCAAUACGAGACGGAGAUUGACCAGCUAAAAACGACUUUUGAGAGCGAGAAGAGAGAGAUGGAGCGGCGAUUGGCUGACUCAAAAGAGCAAAUGACGAAGAUGGGCGACGCGAUGAAGACGCUAAACGCAAUUUUCCGACAAAUGCGAGAGGAUACCGAGAAGGUGAAAGCUGUGGAGCUGCGGGAGAACUACGGUAGACUCGAGCAGAAGUACGAACAGUGUCGAGAGGAGAUUGAGCAGCUGCGUCCUGUGGUCCAAGAGAAGCAGCAGCUUCAGAGCAAGAUUGACGACUUGAUGCGAGAUCGAGGCGCACUCAAGGACCAAAUCACAGAAUGGACCAAUUUAGUGACUACGAAGGACUCCGUCAUUGCGUCUCUAAUGGAGCAGCAUAGCAAUCUGGUCGCAGCCCAAGAGCUGAAAGCUGCAAGGGAAGAGGAAAUGCGUCGACAAGCAGAAGAAGAGAAGGAAUACGAGCGAGAGGAGGCUCUGACUGUAUCGGGAGACUCGAACACUCGAGCAAGUGGAGUCUGCGUUCGAUGUAAGCAGGAUCUACGUACAGUAUCAGCGAAUGGAGGCUUGACGGAGGGCGACAACGCACCGGAAACUACGAAUUCUCCCGUGACUAUGGAGCCAGAAGCGUUUAAACUGCCGAAGAAGAGACGUAUCCAAUGUCUGUACUUCCGCAUUCUACUACCGAAUCUCGGUGGUCGACGACCUCAACGUGAUGUUUCCUGGACGCUCAGCUGUAUGCGAUCCAUCAUGUUCGCCAAGCAAAUCGACGACUCCAUGUGCAAACGCACGGCUGGUUUGUUCCCGCUACGGAUCCGUAUGCCUGAGUUUGUGUACGCGUGGUUUGCACCGUGGAAAUCCUUGAAAGAGGAAAAAUCUAUUGCCGAAGAAGACCCAGUCGAUGGAGCUGCAGAUGUCGAAGCUCUUGAUGAUCCGAAUGACUCAGACGCAUUGCUGCAUCGACAGAUCCAAGCCAACGAGGACCGGUAUCUCGAGGCAAAACUGUUUUUGUCCCUUCUAGACGAGAAAUUUGGGGAGGACGAACAAGUGUUCAUGCUUCAUUGCUACCAAGUGUUGGACGUUCUACUCGAGGGGCGUCUGAAUUGGGGUCCAGUACGUGACUUAGUGUCGUUCGAAGUGUUUGCUCGAGAGUAUGCCGCGCUCUUCAAUGAAGGUUCAGGGGGAGAUGAGACCGUAGCGCCACCGCGUGUGCGAGUUCCGAAGACCAUCUGGAUCUCGCCGUAUCAUGCCUCCCUCGCUACCAGUGUGAUCCUCUCCAAGGCGACCGAAACAGAGCGGGAAGCACUUGACAAGAAGAUUUUAGAGUACGUGGUUACCAACGUUCCUGACGACGAGAGACCUGAAAUUUACCUGGAGUCUAAGACGAAGACACAGCAAGACGAAGAGCAGGCCAGGAAAAGACCCAAAUCUGGUCCACGCGGCGGGAUAAAUGACGAGAUUCUUGAUGGUAUUUUACACGAGCCGCAGCACUUUGUGGAUGCGAAUCUGUGGGUGGAACUCAUGAUGCUCGAGUACAAGGAAGAGCAAGCUCAUCGUUGUGCUGCCAUCCGUCUUAUGUUCCAGACGGCGACGUCAGCUGCAGCAGCAGCCUCUGGCUCGGUAGCGGAGAUGUCGCUGUCUGCAAUGUUAGGCAUCAAUUACGCAUCCAUGGACAUGGAGCAGUUCCGGGCUACGGUCCACACGCUAAACGACGAGAUCCCGUCGUUCAUGGUGGCCACUCUGUUCCGGAACGCGUAUACUCGCGGCAACGGGACUGUCAACUUCGAUUCGUUCAUGGAAGCUGCAGAGACGGCGCAGUUUUUCUCGACGUGUAUGCGACUGGAGAGCCCCAGCUCCGUUGUGUCGAGACUAUUUGGCCAUCCAUUCUCUCGCUCUCCAGUGCUCAUGACACCAAGCUCUCGAGCUGCGUUUAUUGUGAGCAGGUUCUUCGCGAUCCUAGGGGAUGAAAUCAGCAGCACCAUUGAAGAAUUGCCCCUCUGGACACGCAGUAUGACCGACUCGCUCGCGUACGAGAUUUCGUCAAUACUGCUUGAAGGGGGUUAUAGUGACGGCAUCCGGCUGCUGACGCUGUUCCAGAGACUCAUCGACAACCUCGGGGUGGCCAAGUUAAUACGACGAGAGACUACGGGCUGUCUGUUCAGCUCCAGUGAUCUCUGCAACAUUGAGAAGGCUUUGACGGGGCUUCUGGACUUCGCUCGCCAACGAGAAAAAUCAUCAGUGGAGCUAUUGAUCGAGGCUGUAAGGCAGAAACUGAGUGUGAGGCGUGUACAAAUGAAGUUCCGGAGGCGAUUGAAACAGGAUCAGGGUGCGCCAUUAGUCAUGCGAACGCUAAUGCAUCGACGUUACGGCAGUGGUCCCUUAAAUUACAGGCAGCGGAGAGCAGAACGACCGGUGAUCUGGUUACGGCUGGUGAUUUCCUCAAUUGUGCGCCAGUCGAUGCAGUCCACGCGGAUAUCUGCCGUCCUGGGAGAGCUGAGCAGUAUCAGCGGGGCUUUCCACGCGGGGCGGUCGUCACCGCUGCAGCUGACCGUCUCGAGCUCUCUAAACGGAGGAAUCGGCCCCACGCCAAAGCCCGUUUUCGUGGAGCUCAUUUACGACUUUUUCCUCGAGAAACUCGGUGCUCGGUGUGAGGCUGAACGCAUGAUCCACGACGUGUUUGCUACUUGCAGGCCUCUUGUACGAACGGACCCGCUGGCUGUUGUGUUUAGCCACCUCUGUUGCAUGAGUAACUCGUGUUCUGAGGAUAGACUUCUGGGUCAAAACGAAGCGCUGGCCUUCCUGCACGCGAUUUUCCGCUGUGGACUGCACACGUUUCGUAUCAUCAACCCUUCAGACUUCGUGGAGAUUGACGUGGUGGAAAACAUCCUGCAGACGGCGUUCUCGAAGCUUAGUUCCGACCAGAAGACGAGACUGAAACUACGAAUCGCCGACGCUGCUACUGAUAAAAAGGCGAUAGAAAUGGAGGCCAGCGCUUUCCUUGUGUUGGCACUCAACGAGUGGAGACGCUACAUCCUGCACCGACUGAAUGAAAUUCGAGUGGCUUGCUGCGAAGUUGAAGCGGAACUGGUCCAAUUUGAAGAAGUAUUGCAGCUUGAAACGCUGGCGACUAUAUUGCAGAAGACAGACAUCACAUUUAGCUCUGAGGAUCUGUGCACCAUCAUGCGUCGACUACGAUGA